AUGGAACAUACAGGACAAAAUUCCCCUUUGGGGAACCACACUACACUGGUGGAAUUCAUCCUGAUUGGGUUUUCUGAUGUCCCCAAACUUCAAGGUUUACUUUUUGGUGUAUUUCUGAUUAUCUAUGUCUUCAUUCUUACGGGAAAUAGCCUCAUUAUCACAAUCACUAAGGUUGACCCUUCACUGAAGACCCCCAUGUACUUUUUCCUUGGGAAUUUAUCCUUUUUGGAAAUAUGUUAUGUGUCAGUUACACUCCCUAGAGUGUUAGCAGAUCUCUGUAGACAAAAUAGAAAAAUUUCCAUUCUGGCCUGUGCUGUUCAAAUGUAUUUUUUCCUUAUCUUAUCAGCCACUGAGUGUUUUAUCCUCACUGCCAUGGCUUAUGACAGGUAUGUGGCCAUAUGCAACCCACUACUCUACCCUGUCAUCAUGAACAGUAGGCUGUGUAUACAGCUGGCAGCUGUCUGCUGGACCACUUCUAUUAUAAUACACAUAGUGUCCACUUGCGUGAUCUUUUCUUCACCCUUCUGUGAACGUAACAAGAUGAAUCACUUUUUCUGUGAUGUUCCUCCAAUUGUUCAGCUUGUUUGUGGGGACACUUCUGGAAUUGAAUUGAUGACUUACAUUAUUGCUGCCUUGGUUGUCACGAUUCCUUUUUUGUUGAUCCUGGCAUCUUAUGUGAAAAUAAUCUCCACCAUCCUGAAGCUGCCAUCAGCCACUGGGAGAGCCAAGGCCUUCUCCACCUGUUCUUCUCAUGUCAUGGUUGUGACUUUGUUCUUUGGAUCAGGCAUCGUUGUGUAUUUGAGACCUAAGUCCACUCACUCAUCAGGAAUGGACAAAUACUUUCUUUUUUUUUACACCAUUUUGACUCCCUUGUUUAACCCCAUAAUAUAUUGUCUCAAAAACAAAGAUGUUAUGGUGGCCUUGGGAAAAUUCCUCCAGAAAUGGAUUGUACUGGGACUCAUAACUUCUAAAAAUUCAUCACAUUCUUAA
Messenger RNA from Condylura cristata (star-nosed mole), 990 nucleotides. RefSeq names its product olfactory receptor 10AG1-like. The record is from RefSeq and is a predicted model, not a curated record. Gene Ontology annotation, biological process: G protein-coupled receptor signaling pathway. Lineage: Eukaryota; Metazoa; Chordata; Mammalia; Eulipotyphla; Talpidae. Gene Ontology annotation, molecular function: G protein-coupled receptor activity; olfactory receptor activity. Bases 1 to 990 code for a protein of 329 amino acids. Gene Ontology annotation, cellular component: membrane. The transcript has a single exon.